This is a messenger RNA of Trichogramma pretiosum, 1308 nucleotides long. Its product is annotated as ankyrin repeat and SOCS box protein 14-like. The transcript has 3 exons. The record is from RefSeq and is a predicted model, not a curated record. Gene Ontology annotation, molecular function: protein binding. NCBI's taxonomy places the organism in Eukaryota, Metazoa, Arthropoda, Insecta, Hymenoptera, Trichogrammatidae. The coding region runs from base 1 to 1308 and encodes 435 amino acids.
AUGUUGCUGAGCCACGGCGCCGAUCCGAACUCCACCGAUACAGCGGGAUUGACGCCUCUUCUCCGUAUUUGCUCGCAUGGCUACUCCGACCACACUGACUUGGCGAAAAUGUUACUCGAGCUCGACAGCGACGAGUAUCCAGCGGCUGAUCGGGUCGAUGCCCAAGACCCGAUGGACAGGACUGCGUUGCACUGGACCGCGACUCGAGACAAAAAGAGGCUAGCCGAAGUGCUGCUGAGGGCCGGCGCCAACGAAUGUCUAGCGAAACAGCUCGAAGCCCGAGACAACAGAGGCAACACACCGUUGCUUUUGGCUCUGAAGAAUCCAGUCGACAAAAAGGAGACGGUCGAAUCGCUGCUGAAACGAGGCGCCGAUCCGAAUGCGGCCAUGAGAAAUGACGGAUCGACUCCUUUGCAAGUUAUUUGCGACAGAUUCGAGGACGACGGCUUAUUGGAGCGAUUUUUCGAGAUCUGUGAAGAAAUCAACAAGACGGUGCUAGUCGAUGCUUUUAACGAUCGCGGCGAAACAGCCGAGGGAUCGACUCUUUUACACGUCAUCUGCAACAAAAACCGAGACGACAAAUCGGCCAAGAUUCUAUUCAAGAUCUGCGACGACAUCCAUCGGACGGUGCAGGUCGACGCCGAGGACAACGACGGUAACACGGCGUUGCAGUUGGCCGUGGCGAAUAUUUUGCCCAAUACCGUCGAUGUGCUCUUGAAUCACGGCGCUGAUUUGUCCAAAUGCCGCUUUCCAACGAUAAUCGAUCCAAAAUGGUCGUACUUUGGUAAUAAUGGUUUACUGAGAGCAGCAUCCGGUGCCCUGGCCGUCGCCGAGCAUCUCGAGACAAGGGGAUACGAUUUUAGCCGAAGCGACGCCCUGACGAUCAUGCAAUUUUUCGCUAAACACGGUCUGUUCGAGAAGUCGUCGGAUCUUAUAAGAUACGGGUGCAAUAACAAGACGUUCGCGAAGGAAGUGAAGAAAAUUAAGAUAAAUUCAAGCCUGUCGCUCUACGAUCUGAUCCAGUUGCGGCCCGAAGAAGAGGAAAAACUACUCACGUAUAUGGACUACUUCAUUUUCGCGAGUCGUGGAAUAGGGCCGUAUUAUAGAUCGAAUUAUACGACUUUUAAUGUGUUUUUGCAUAUGUACGAAAAACUAUCGAGAGGAUUUUUUCGGCGCUGGGCACUGGGUCCUUUUAGGGAACUGAUACACGAACGGCUGCCGCUCGAGUGCUGCGAAAUGGUCCUGGAAAAUCUGAACAACCGAGAUUUGGGCAAUAUCUGCGCGGCGGUUGCAGGCCAAAGCUCGUGA